Molecule: messenger RNA, 558 nt
Organism: Ostreococcus lucimarinus CCE9901
Lineage: Eukaryota; Viridiplantae; Chlorophyta; Mamiellophyceae; Mamiellales; Bathycoccaceae
Exons: 2
Coding region: 1-558 (185 amino acids)
Source: RefSeq, a predicted model, not a curated record
AUGGCGACGGACGGCGCGCGCGGCGGCGGCGCGACGGCGACGGACGCGAAAAAAAACGAUGGACGCACGAUUUGGUCGUACAGGGACGAGUGCCAGACGUGGCGCAACUACGACGCGUCGAAGGGGUUGCGAUACACGCGAGAAUCGAUCGAUGCGAUGACGCGCGCGCACGAGUCGUUCGGGGAGCUGACGAAAGACUUGGACAUGGACAUCGAUGAUCCGGGGGAGCGGGCGUUGAAUAUUUUGAGAAGGGAACGCGCGGAUCCGACGAGGCCGCCGGACGAGCCGACGCCGUUGCGGUUGAAACCGUUCGACGCCUCGCCGGGAGACGAGACGUGCGUGGUGAAGUAUACGUUUAGAAAUGAACUCACGACGAUCGGGGAGGUCGUCGAGGAGUUGGCGGAGAUGCUGGGAUUGAUGCCGUGCGCGGUGUCGCUCGUGCACGCGGGGCGCGAGCUCGGGCCGCUCGAGCACACGUUGACCGAUUGCGGUGUUUGCGCGAAUUACGUGGUGUACUGGCGCGUGAAAAAUGGCAUCGCGGUGGUGACCACCGCGUGA